GUCACCGCUAGCACAAAGUCGCCAAGUCGCUGCCUCACUUUCCCCACCAACACAUAGAAAUCAAUCAAAAUGGCCGAGUACAAGGAAGACCUCGAAAAGUCUGGCGCCGGUGCCCAGAAGAUCCACAAGAUCAGGAUCACCCUCACCUCCAAGAACGUCAAGCCCCUUGAGAAGUUCUGUGCCGACCUCGUUGGCCGUGCCAAGGACCGUGACCUUAACGUCAAGGGCCCCGUCCGUCUCCCCACCAAGGUCCUCAAGCACACCACCAGGAAGUCUCCCUGUGGUGAGGGUUCCAAGACCUGGGACCGAUACGAGAUGCGAAUCCACAAGCGUCUCAUCGACCUCCACUCCUCCGCCGAGGUUGUCAAGCAGAUCACCUCCAUCUCUCUUGAGCCCGGAGUUGAGGUUGAGGUUACCAUCGCUGCCUAAGCGGCGGAUCUUUUCAUAGAUCUUUUGGUAGACUUUUGGGGAUGUAUACGGUCGUUGGUGAAUAUGUUGCAA
Cryptococcus amylolentus CBS 6039 is the source of this 501-nucleotide messenger RNA. Its product is annotated as 40S ribosomal protein S20. Gene Ontology annotation, molecular function: RNA binding; structural constituent of ribosome. NCBI's taxonomy places the organism in Eukaryota, Fungi, Basidiomycota, Tremellomycetes, Tremellales, Cryptococcaceae. Gene Ontology annotation, cellular component: ribosome; cytosolic small ribosomal subunit. The coding region runs from base 70 to 429 and encodes 119 amino acids. The transcript has 3 exons. Gene Ontology annotation, biological process: translation. The record is from RefSeq and is a predicted model, not a curated record.